UGACACACUCAGCUACCUCUCUCUCUCUUCUCUCUCUCUCUCUUAUGCCAUUUUCUCAACUCAAACUCAAUAUAUGUUCAUUCAAAGUUUGAAUUGAAUACGUGGAGGAAUCGAGGGGUGGCCACCGUUUCUGCUAAAGGUGGCGCAGAAGAAGGCAUAGAGAAAGGGAUGGGUCAGGGGUUGAGUUGCAGAGGGAGCCAUGAACAUGGCCUCUUUCGUGCUGUGCAACAUGGGGACCUUGACACUGUUGCAGCUUUGUUACAGACACACCCUUCUCUUCUGCAUCACUCCACUGUCUAUGAUCAUCACUCUCCUCUUCAUAUUGCAGCUGCUAAUGGCCAGAUCCAGGUUUUAUCUUGGCUUUUAGAUGGAUCUGUGAAUCCAGAUGUGUUGAAUCGCCAAAAGCAGACACCGCUUAUGUUGGCAGCAAUGCACGGCAAGACCGCCUGUGUGGAAAAGCUCCUUGAAGCGGGUGCUAAUGUAUUAAUGUUUGAUGCUUGUUAUGGAAGAACUUGCUUGCACUAUGCCGCCUAUUAUGGCCAUUCUUCUUGCCUUAAGGCGAUUCUUUCUGCUGCUCAAUCAAGUCCAGUGGCUGCUUCUUGGGGUUUUGCUCGGUUUGUGAAUAUUAGAGAUGGUAGAGGAGCAACACCAUUGCACUUGGCAGCACGUCAAAGACGGCCUGAAUGUGUACAUAUUCUAUUGUACAGUGGAGCUCUUGUUUGUGCUUCAACUGGCAGAUAUGGUUGUCCUGGGAGCACUCCUCUUCAUCUUGCAGCCAAAGGGGGAUCUCUUGAUUGCAUCCGUGAACUCUUGGCAUGGGGUGCUGAUCGCCUUCAACGUGAUGCCUCAGGGAGGAUACCGUAUAUGGUUGCUCUGAAACAUAGACAUGGCGCAUGUGCAGCAUUGCUAAAUCUUUCAUCUGCAGAGCCUCUUGUCUGGCCAUCAUCUUUGAAGGUCAUCAGUGAGCUUAAUCCAGAGGCCAAAGAAUUAUUAGAGCAGGCCUUGAUGGACGCGAACAGGGAAAGAGAGAAAAACAUAUUGAAAGGGAGUGUUCACACUCUUCCAUCUCCGCCACACCCUGAUGGGGUAGAUGACAAUAUCUCUGAGGUUAGUGAGACGGAGUUAUGCUGCAUAUGCUUUGAGCAGGUGUGUACAAUUGAAGUCCAAGAGUGUGGUCACCAGAUGUGUGCACAAUGCACACUAGCCCUUUGUUGUCACAACAAGCCCAACCCUUCUACUUCUCGUCUCAUUCCACCAGUUUGUCCAUUUUGCCGAAGCACCAUAGCUAGAUUGGUGGUUGUCAAAAAAGAAAGCCAUGAUGACAUUGAUCAAGAUGGUUUUGACAUCACUUGUUCCAAACCAAGCAAAUCAAGGAAGCCCAGGAACAUGAACGAGGGUGGUAGCACUAGCAGCAGCUUCAAGGGAUUAUCAAGUGUGAAUUCAUUUGGAAAAAUGGGUAGCCGCAGCUCUGGAAGGAUUGCUGCUGAAAAUGAGUGGGAUGAUGAUAAACAAAAUUGAUGCUAUGAUAAACAACAUUGGCAAGAAAAUGUGACAACAAAUUGCUUGGGAAGCAAGGCAAAAUGAAAGCAUUUUAAAGAGUAAAGAAAAGUUCAACUUAUAUUGUUGGAAUUUGGAAACUAAGCAAAGUGAGUAAGAUUGAAGGUCAAGGUAGUAGGUACCAAGUGUGGUUGCAUGUCAUGUUGUAAAUUGUAACAUUUUUAUUAUUAUUAUUUCUUGAGAAAGAAGAAGCAUCGCCUGCAUCGAUGAUUUUGGGCAUUGAAAUGAGAAAUUUAUUUUCUCAUGAAUAGAGGUUUAAGCCUAAGGUCAUAUGAAAAUGUAAUGUGUAUUUGCUUCUGAUUUGUUUCUUUAUACCAGAAUAAAAUCCUAAAGGAAAA
Messenger RNA from Abrus precatorius (Indian licorice), 1895 nucleotides. Its product is annotated as putative E3 ubiquitin-protein ligase XBAT31. Lineage: Eukaryota; Viridiplantae; Streptophyta; Magnoliopsida; Fabales; Fabaceae. Gene Ontology annotation, molecular function: protein binding. The transcript has 8 exons. The record is from RefSeq and is a predicted model, not a curated record. The coding region runs from base 169 to 1518 and encodes 449 amino acids.